AUGAUUGAUCUGAGUUAUUCCAAGUUCCUUACUCAAUUACCAGAUCUGCCACAGGCCCGAAAACUGGAAAGUAUAAAUCUUGAAGGCUGUACAAGCUUCGUUCAGGUUUUUUCAUCUCUUCAAAAUCUGGACAAGCUUACUUAUCUAAAUUUGAAUGGCUGCUCAAAACUUAGAGAUUUCUUUAGAAAGGCAUCGAAGAGUACAGGGUACAUGGAAGUUGCCGCAUUGGAGGAAUUAAAAAAGUUUUGAACAACAUUUUUCAGCUGAAGAAUUUCACGUUUCUCAAAACUUUGAUCCAAAGUUUUACACGCAACUUAUCCCUCUAUUCAUCUCAGUCCCACAUUUCUCAAAAGAUUCCAUUAAAUUAAAGAGAAUUACUUUUGAGUGGGACAGCAAUAGAAGCAGUACCGCCAUCAAUUUGGUAUCUCUCCAGUCUUUUUCUAUUAGAUAUGAGGGGUUGCACAAGACUUAAAAGUCUUCCACCAGCAUUUGUAAGUUGAAAUCUCUUAGACAACUAGAGCUGGGAGGUUGCCUAAACCUGGACAAAUUUCCAGAAAUCUUAGAGCCUAUGGAACCCUUGACAUAUCUGGAGUUAAACGAAACAGGGAUUAAAGAGUUACCAGAGUCAAUUGAAAAUCCAGUUUCUCUCAAAGUAUUAUAUAUAGAAGGAUGCAAGGAACUUGAGUCUCUACCCAACAGCUUGUGUAAUUUAAAGAAUCUUUUGUUGUUAGACCUUGGGUUAUGUUCGACACUUCAAAAAUUGCCUCCUCUUCCACCCUUUUUGCUCAUCUUGAAGUUAGAUGAAUGUGAGAGAUUGAAAUAUAUACCAGAGCUUCCAUCCCUAUUAUUUAGUCUGUCUGCAAGAUGCUGCACGUCACUGGAGUACAUCUCAAAUUGGAGGGAUCCAUCAUCACAAGAUGUGAAUACACUUGACCAUAAAUUCUUUUAUGGAGAUGUUGACUUUGAUGGUUGUGAAAAAUUGGAUCAGAAUAUACGUAACAGCAUACUCGAUGUUAAACGUCCAGUACUUCAAGUUCUCCUCCGAACAAACACUACUGUCCCAAAUUCUCAUGAUUUUCUUUAUCCGGGAGUUCAAACUCAGAAGAUGCUCCUUGGUGGUAGUAGUGAUAAGAUUAGUAGGAUUACAAUCGAGAUUCAGACUUUUCGGCCAUAUUGGAAUAACUUAUUGAGUCACGCAACCUGCAUUGGUUAUGAACGCCAUAAAAGAGGGCAUCAUGUAUCUCUUUGUCUUGAAGAUAAACUCAAUUUACUCGAUUACAAAACCAUCGGUGAUGGUGAUGUUCGUUUGUACCAACAUCAUGGUUCGGCUCUUGUGGAUAACGUGGUUUUUUCAGAUCACGUGUUCAUGUGUUAUGCCACAGAACCAGGACCCACUUCUCUGGGUUGUUCGUUCAGCUACACAUUCUAGUGAACUGAGGCCAAUUGUCUGGCGACAAAAACUACACUGGAAGUAUGGCAAGAUUAACAAGUUUGGGGUGCGGUUUGUGUUGUAUACAAGGAAGACACAGAGAGAUCUGAUGCAGAAACUAAAAGUAAUUAAGAAGAAGAGAUUCUUCGCUGAAUGUUGUGAAUCAAGUGGAUGUACUGAAGCUGUUGAGUCUCAUGAGGAAGAAGACGAUGAUGAACGGCUCUUGAACAGAUGCAUGCAGAGUGAUUGGAUGUUGAUCAACCUGAAAAACAGAACAAUUCUAUAAGACAUGCUCUGGUGAUAAUUGUCAAAUCAGUGAAAGUAAAGUUGUUGGCAAUGAUAAUAUGAGGAAGAAGCAAAUCCUUUGACUAAUUCGAAGAAAAUCAAACAUAUAAUCAAUG
Messenger RNA from Ziziphus jujuba (common jujube), 1830 nucleotides. Its product is annotated as disease resistance protein RPS4B-like. The transcript has 2 exons. NCBI's taxonomy places the organism in Eukaryota, Viridiplantae, Streptophyta, Magnoliopsida, Rosales, Rhamnaceae. The record is from RefSeq and is a predicted model, not a curated record. The coding region runs from base 569 to 1429 and encodes 286 amino acids.